ACAAGAAGCCACGCCCAGUCACUCGAGUGUAAUUACGUUGCUUGUUUCCGAGCUUGAUCAUUUCAAGUUGAUUCUCAUGGCUGUAGCCUGUCAAUGGGAAUCGGACAUAAGAGGGGUUCCUCGUGGAAGUUGUAGAGAAUGCGAUUGUCAGUUAUUUCAAUGUGGAGAGGGUCUAGUUUGUGCCAGAUGUAAACAUCCACCAGGGAAGCAUGAGAAAAUGUUGAAUGAGUCACCCAUCACACCAUCUUACUCAGAGGUUGUUUCCUCUGCCAGGCCCAGAGUCAAUACUGGUAAAGAUAGCUGGCCCAUUUGUUCUAACUGUGACAAGCGUGUUUUUUGUGACAAAAAUUUAGGAUUUUUUAUCUACUGCUCUCCUAAUUGUCGUGAUGAACAUGCACUGCCAGAAUAUGAUAAGAAACUAAAACAAGACGUAAACAAGAUUCGUAUGCCAAUCAUACCACAUCCACAAAAAAUUAUUGUGACUAUGGAAACAAAACCUAAAGCCCCCACUGGAUUUCUUUUUAUACCAGAUCAAGAUAAAAAAAAAGUUGCAAUCAUUGGAGCUGAAACUCCAAAUGCAAUUGAUUUCUUUCGAAGGGAAGAAGUCAAUAUUCAUGAUAUGGUUAUUGAGGUUAACGGUACGAACAUCAAAGAGGUUUAUGAAAUUGAAACCAUAGUUUCACCAAAAACUUUUAUUAAGCUGGUAGUUAUUAGGGACCCUGCUUUCAAUAUAAAACUGGGCCAUUUAAUUGAAAAAAUACAUGGUUCGUUUAAAAAGAUUGUUUUUUUAGAAAAAACUUAUGAAUUUGGAAUAGAAAUAAAGGAAGGCAAUAAACUGCAAGUAAAAAAUGAGAGUUUGGCUUAUCAUUCCGGAUUAAGAAACAACGAUACAGUAAAGUGUAUUGCUGAGGCUACUAAUACUGAAAUACAGGAUGUACAUCAUAAAUCCUUCAGUCAACUGUUAGAGAGGAAUGACCAUCUUUAUAAUUUAAUUAUAAUUGUUAAUUAAUAAAGUUAAACUGACUCAUUUGAUAUUUUAUUUUUCAUUUACGAGGAUGUGUUAUCAUAACUUUGUAUACAAACUA
Amphimedon queenslandica is the source of this 1085-nucleotide messenger RNA. RefSeq lists its product as uncharacterized. The record is from RefSeq and is a predicted model, not a curated record. Bases 77 to 1009 code for a protein of 310 amino acids. The transcript is spliced from 5 exons. NCBI's taxonomy places the organism in Eukaryota, Metazoa, Porifera, Demospongiae, Haplosclerida, Niphatidae.